Molecule: messenger RNA, 1201 nt
Organism: Daldinia caldariorum
Lineage: Eukaryota; Fungi; Ascomycota; Sordariomycetes; Xylariales; Hypoxylaceae
Exons: 1
Coding region: 308-1201 (297 amino acids)
Source: RefSeq, a predicted model, not a curated record
GCGAUAGAAGGAUUCAUCAGUCAUAGGUUAACGUUUUCUUUACCCAUUAACUACCACCGGCUUUUGCCAAAUCCAGCACAGACCCGGACAUACAUCCACAUCGCCGAGCUUGCUGUGUCCGAUCCGAGUUACGUCAAGUGGUUAUAAUACCUACCGUCUAAUCCACCUAAUCCCGGUUUCAUCUCGAAUUUAGGUAUCUCCACCUAGACACUUCUCAUACAAACUUACUUUUUUCUCUUUUAUUUACACACACACACACAUUCUCUCUCUCUCUCUCUCUCGAAUACACGUAAUACCCACCAUCAUAAUGAGUCUCCUCCAAAAGAACUUCACCGCCCUCAUCGACCCGGCCGUCCUCCGGGCCCACCAAAAACCCAUCCUCCUCACCGCCGCCCUCGCCGCCGCCCUCACCCCGCUCCUAGCGUACAUCCGCUCCUCGUACCGGGCCUGGCUCGCCCUCGGCCCCGGCGGCAUCCCCCACCACUUCCUCGGGUGGCUGCUGCAGGUGGGCAUGCGCGCGCUGGCGCGCUCCGACACGCGGGAGCCGCUGCCGCGGCCCUACACGCGCCUCGAGGACGUCGCGGCCGCGUACGGCCCCGCGGGCGAGCGGUCGUACUUCGGCUACUCCGGAACCACCUCCCUCCCGGCCCGCAGCGGCGACCGCCCCGCCGUCCCGUCCUUCGUCGUGCCCCAGCGGCAGACCUCCGACAAGGCGGACGCCGCGACCGUCGCGCGCGAGGAGGCGUUCCUGGACGCGCUGGCGCGCGCGAACCCGCGCGUCUUCGAGGCUAGGGCUAGUCGGCUCGAGGGCCCGCUGCACCGGGCGCUGUGGCUGCGAUUACCUCGGGAAGGAUCUGACGAGGACGAGGAUGACGCGGGCAAAAACAAGCAGAAGCAGGAGGAGCUGCGGAUCCGUCUGGGCCGCGGGGCGGAGGGCGAGUUCGCGCACGUGCACGGGGAAGGCAGCGUGCACCUGACGAUGAGUCCGGGGGACGCGAAGACGGUGAUCGAGAGCGGGUGGGGGGAGCGGCACCGGCUAUCGGGGGUGCUGGGGACGCGGGGGAUAUUGCCGUGGGGCUACGUCCUGGUGUACGCGCCGCGGGACGAGGAGGAGUUCGGCGUGUUGAGGGAGAUAAUACUCGCUGGCGCGAGGUAUGCGAGUGAGGGUGCUGGAGUUGAGGUUGUUGUUCCGGAGGAGUGA